Messenger RNA from Cyclopterus lumpus (lumpfish), 4058 nucleotides. RefSeq names its product SPT16 homolog, facilitates chromatin remodeling subunit (gene supt16h). Gene Ontology annotation, cellular component: FACT complex. The record is from RefSeq and is a predicted model, not a curated record. NCBI's taxonomy places the organism in Eukaryota, Metazoa, Chordata, Actinopteri, Perciformes, Cyclopteridae. Gene Ontology annotation, molecular function: nucleosome binding. The coding region runs from base 610 to 3738 and encodes 1042 amino acids. Gene Ontology annotation, biological process: transcription elongation by RNA polymerase II; positive regulation of transcription elongation by RNA polymerase II. The transcript is spliced from 24 exons.
GAAGACAACGAACUCCCCCGAGAAUCAUCGGCUCUCUUCGUCCCCGUUGUUUAGUUUCAUUUGGGGGGGGGGUUCGGAGGAGCUCCUCGCUCGGCCGCCAUGUUUGUUUUAAAUAUGUCGUUUGUUAAUUGUAAAAGCUGAUAUGUGGAGACUCGGGAGGGGGAGGGAGAAGGAAGCGCGGAGGAAAGGAAAGGAGGAGGGACCGAGGACUUAAUUAUAACAGAUUGUUGUGUGCGUGGUUGCUUAGUGUGGCGUAAAGCCAAAUUUACAUUACAUUUUUAAUAAUUUAACGUAUUUUUAACCGAGCGAUUCCUUUUUUGGAGAGGGGGGGGGGUCUCUCUUUUUUUUGUCUUUUUUUUUUUUUUUUUAAAUAAAAAUACAUGACUCCUUAUGCGAGUGGAAAAAAGGCUCUUUGGGGGAAAAUAUAAGAGAGGCAGCACAGCAGGACCGUGGUAGUGGCGCGUGGACCUCGACAGGCGUGGAGAGGAAGAAAGUGCGUUAUUGUUAGUUGACGCUCAUCAUCAUCAUCAUCAUCCUCCUCAUCAUCCUCAUCCGGGCCUGCUCGAGAAGCGAAGCCGGGAGCUGGAGUUAGCGACACGGGACUCCACCAUGGCGGUCAACCUGGACAAGGAAGCGUACUACCGCCGGAUCAAGAGGCUGUACAGCAACUGGAAGAAAGGAGAAGAUGAGUUUGGCAAAGUUGAUGCCAUCGUGGUGUCCGUCGGCGUGGACGAGGAAAUCGUGUACGCCAAGUCCACGGCCAUUCAGACAUGGCUGUUUGGCUACGAGUUGACGGACACCAUCAUGGUGUUUUGCGACACCAAAAUCAUCUUCCUCGCCAGCAAGAAGAAGGUGGAUUUCCUCAAACAGGUGGCUAUGACUAAAGGCAACGAGAACGCCAAUGGUGUCCCGCCCAUCACCCUGCUCACCAGAGAAAAGAAUGAAAGCAACAAGGCGAACUUCGACAAGAUGAUCGAGGCGAUCCGAGGCAGCAAAGAGGGCAAGACCGUCGGGAUCUUCAGCAAAGACAAAUUCCCCGGAGAUUACAUGAAGAGCUGGAACGACACCAUCACCGCCGAGGGGCUGGAGAAGGUCGACAUCAGCGCUGUGGUCGCGUACGCGAUGGCGGUGAAGGAAGACGGAGAGCUGUCUCUGAUGAAGAAGGCCGCUGCCAUCACCAGCGAGGUUUACUCCAAGUUCUUCAAGGAGCGUGUCAUGGAGAUCGUCGACGCAGACGAGAAAGUGCGCCACAGCAAAUUGGCGGAGUCGGUGGAGAAGGCCAUCGAGGAGAAGAAGUACCUGGGCGGUGCGGAUCCUUCCACGGUGGAGAUGUGUUACCCGCCCAUCAUCCAGAGCGGAGGGAACUACAGCCUCAAGUUCAGCGUCGUCAGCGACAAGAACCACAUGCACUUCGGGGCCAUCACGUGCGCCAUGGGGAUCCGCUACAAGUCGUACUGCUCCAACCUGGUGCGCACCCUCAUGGUGGACCCCCCUCAGGAGAUGCAGGACAACUACAACUUCCUGCUGCAGGUGGAGGAGGAGCUGCUCAAGCAUCUCAAACACGGUGUAAAAAUCAGCGAGGCCUACAAUGCAGUUCAGGAGUACGUGAAGAAGGAGAAGUCGGACCUGGUGGCAAAGCUGACCAAAAACCUCGGCUUCGCGAUGGGAAUUGAGUUCAGAGAAGGCUCCUUGGUCGUGAACUCUAAAAACCAGUACAAACUAAAAAAAGGCAUGGUGUUGAGCGUCAGUUUGGGUUUCGCCGACCUCGUGAACAAAGACGGCAAGAAGGACGAGCAGAAGAAGUACGCCCUGUUUAUCGGCGACACGAUACAGAUCAACGAGGAAGAUGCAGCCACGAUACUCACACCCGUCAAGAAAAAGAUCAAGAAUGUGGGGAUCUUCUUAAAGAAUGACGAUGAGGACGACGACGAGGAAGACGGGGACGACGCGGAGGAGCUGCUGGGGAAGGGGGCUCGGAGCGCCGCCCUGCUGGCCGACAGAACCAGAAAUGAGAUGACGGCGGAGGAGAAGAGGCGGGCUCACCAGAAGGAGUUGGCCAAUCACUUGAACGAAGAAGCCAAGCGGCGCCUGACGGAGCGGCAAGGAGACCAGCAGAUUCAGAAGGCCAGAAAAUCCAACGUGUCCUAUAAGAACGUGUCUCAGAUGCCGAGAGAAAAGGACAUCAGGGAAAUGAAGAUCUUCAUCGACAAGAAGUACGAGACCGUCGUCAUGCCCGUGUUCGGCAUCGCCACGCCGUUCCACAUCGCCACCAUCAAGAACAUCAGCAUGUCCGUAGAAGGAGACUACACGUACCUGAGGAUCAACUUCUACGUCCCCGGCAGCUCUCUGGGACGGCAGGAGGGAAAUAUCUUCCCCAACCCCGACGCCACGUUCGUUAAAGAAAUCACGUACCGAGCGUCCAACCUCAAGACCCCCGGCGACCCGUCGGUGCCCUCCACCAACCUGCAGAACGCCUUCCGCAUCAUCAAGGAGGUGCAGAAGCGCUACAAGACGCGGGAGGCCGAGGAGAAGGAGAAGGAGGGCAUCGUCAAGCAGGACUCGCUGGUCAUCAACCUCAACCGCAGCAACCCCAAGCUCAAGGACCUCUACAUCCGACCCAACAUCGCGCAGAAGAGGAUGCAGGGCUCGGUGGAGGCACACACCAACGGCUUCCGUUUCACGUCGGUCCGCGGCGAUAAAGUGGACAUCCUUUACAACAACAUCAAACACGCCAUUUUCCAGCCGUGUGACGGGGAGAUGAUCAUUGUUCUCCACUUCCACCUCAAGAACGCCAUCAUGUUCGGCAAGCGGCGCCACACGGACGUCCAGUUCUACACCGAGGUCGGGGAGAUCACCACGGACUUGGGCAAACACCAACACAUGCACGACCGGGACGACCUGUACGCCGAGCAGAUGGAGCGCGAGAUGAGGCACAAGCUCAAGUCGGCCUUCAAGAACUUCAUCGAGAAGGUGGAGACGCUGACUAAAGAGGAGCUGGAGUUCGAGGUGCCCUUCAGAGACCUCGGGUUCCAGGGCGCCCCCUACAGGAGCACCUGCCUACUACAACCCACGUCCGGGUCCCUCGUCAACACCACUGAAUGGCCCCCGUUCGUGGUGACCCUGGAUGAGGUGGAGUUGGUCCACUUUGAGCGCGUGCAGUUCCACCUGAAGAACUUCGACGUGGUCAUCGUCUACAAGGACUACAACAAGAAGGUCACCAUGAUCAACGCCGUGCCCGUCAACUCCCUGGACCCCAUCAAGGAGUGGCUCAACUCGUGUGACAUCAAGUACACGGAGGGAGUCCAGUCCCUGAACUGGACCAAGAUCAUGAAGACCAUCGUGGAUGAUCCCGAGGGCUUCUUCGAGCAGGGAGGCUGGUCUUUCUUGGACCCGGAGGGCGAGGGAAGCGGCGCGGAGGAAGAUUCAGAGUCCGAGAUGGAGGAUGAAACGUUCAACCCGUCUGCGGACGACGAGGAGGAGGAGCAGGAGGAAGACAGCGACGAGGACUACAGCUCGGACACGGAGGACUCCAAUUUCAGCGGCGAGUCAGAAGGCAGCGAGGAGGAGAGCGGCAAAGACUGGGACGAGCUGGAGGAAGAAGCCAGGAAAGCUGACAGAGAGAGCCAGUACGUGGAGGAGGACACCACCACCGCCGCCAACAAUAACAACAACAAGAAGAGGAAGCUCCGCCCCUCAGGCCCCAGCAGCGCGCCCAACAAGAAGAAGCGACGAUCCUAAAAUGUCUUACACACACACACACACACACACACACACACUGCCAAACCUAGUUGACCCUUGACCCCUUCCCUCAACUCCAACUGGCUCUUUUGACUCGUACACUCAAGACACACACACACACACACACGCUCGGACACACAAUGUGUAUAUAGACGUAGACGCCCCAUAUUUUCGGUCAGUGAAGUGUCAUGUUGAAAUGGUAAUAAAGAACCAGCAGGACACACACACACACACUAGCUUACCUUCCCUUCUCCUUUCCGCAUUCUUUUGUUUCCACCUCUCCAUCCACCCAUCAGGGUUUCGUGUGUGUGUGUGUGUGU